Fusarium musae is the source of this 2982-nucleotide messenger RNA. RefSeq lists its product as uncharacterized. The transcript is spliced from 3 exons. NCBI's taxonomy places the organism in Eukaryota, Fungi, Ascomycota, Sordariomycetes, Hypocreales, Nectriaceae. The coding region runs from base 1 to 2982 and encodes 993 amino acids. The record is from RefSeq and is a predicted model, not a curated record.
AUGAGGUUUACCAAUCCCAAGUCUCUGGUCGCGUUUACGGCACUUCCCUUCUUGGCCAGAUGCUUCUCUAUCAUCGAAACAUCCAGUGGCGCUACGGUAGCUUCCGCCAUCUUCAGCGGGCCAGGUCUCAUGAUCAUGGGUGUCAGUUCGCUCGGUGAAAUGAGCAUGGGAACAUUUACCGAUGGACCAUUCGGCCUCGGGAGUGGAGGUAUGCUGACCAGCGGAAAAGCAACUGGAGCCUACACCUCGGGGGAUCGAAACGUCGAUAACGGCGUUGGAAUUGGUUACGAUUGGGUUUGUGCCCCAGGUACCCAGAACAUCAACGCUUUACAAGUUCAGCUGCAACUUGAACCUGGGUUCAACGGUGUCCGCAUCGAAUUCGUGUUUGCUACAGAGGAAGCUCCAAGCACCCUUGGUAAUAUGGAUGCUAUAUCCAUCCUUGAUAUAGCCCUUGGCGCCCCGAUUCAAUACGCCUCUGAUACCGAUGGGAAUCAAAUAAAUGCCUUGUCUCCUUUCCUACUCACACCGGAUGCCAUCGUCCCCCCAGACAGUCUCACGGGGUACACACGAUCCUCACCACCACUUGUGAGGACGAUAAUGGCUACUAGCGGUACCGUGAACGUGGUGUUAUCCGUCUGUGACGUUGGAGAUGCAUUCAACGACUCUGGUUUCCUUCUCCGAGCAGAGGGUUGUAUUGACUGCGACUUUGGAUCUGACAAAGUUGAGGUCAACUAUGUUUACGAAACAACGACACUCCCUCCUGGAGAACAACCUUACACUUCUACUAUUCCUGCGUCAGACACCGCAUCUGGUACUUUUAUUGUUUUCGUGGAGGCUACCGGAGUUACCACUACUACAGUUGAAGCCACCACAACUGCUGAUGAGACAACCACGACUGGGGAGACAACCACGACUGGGGAGACAACCACGACUGGGGAGACAACCACGACUGGGGAGACAACCACGACUGGGGAGACAACCAUGACUGGGGAGACAACCACGACGGGGGACACAACCACUACAACUGGGGAAGUGACUAGCACCACCACUGCUGAAUCAACAACUACGACGACGGAUGAUCUGACAACUACAAGUGUUGGAGUAACAACAACCACGGAGGUGUCUACGACAACCGCCGAGACUACGACAACAGCCGAGACUACGACAACAGCUGAGACUACGACCACCGCCAUUGGCGAGGUCACCACAACGGAGCUGGUUUCAACAACUGAAGAGUCAACCUCGGUAUUCUUUGAGACUACCACCGCCACGACUGAUAUCACAUCGGAGUCGGUUUUCACCACAGAGGAAACAAGCAUCACAGAACAGUUCACAACUGUCAUCACUAGCAAACUGAAAACAACCACGACUGCCGAGGUGUCAACUUCUACUGAGGAAAUGACAUCAUCUGCAACAGUUGAGUUCUCAACAUCUACUGACGUUGAGCCAAUCCUCAGCACUACCAGUGAGAUCGUUUCCACCAGCGUUGACCUGGGACCUGUUCUUGCUUCAGAUACAACGACAAGCGAGUCUAUUGUGCCGACUACAGAUGAACUGAUUGAGUCCACUACGACAAGCACAUCUGAGUCUAGCACUGUUAUCCCUGAGGCCUCUAGCGAGUCUAUGACCUCCUCAACUGUCAGCACCGCUCUCCUUUCAGUUUCCUCUGAAGCUACCUUUCAUUCGGAGGAGACUUCGACUUCGGCCUCAGAAGUGAUCCCAGAGACCACGUCUGCUCCACUGGAACCAGUGACGUCCAGUUCUCCCGAAGUCCCAACAACUUCAUCAUCCAAUGCCCCUCCGGCAACAUCCUCUCCUGUUGAUGGCCCUUCAAACAUCGAUACCAUUCGUGGGUAUACCUACAAGGGUUGCCUUGGAUCCGCAGAUGGUUACCCUAGCUUCAACCUGAUAGGCUCCGGUGCAAACAUGACCACUUCAAGCUGCGUUGCCUUGGCUAGGGGCCGAGCCUACGUAGGAAUCUAUGAUCGAUCUUGUUAUGCUUCAGACUCCCUUGACUCAACUAGCCUGGUGCUGAACGGCCGAUGUGAUAUUCCCUGUCCGGGUGAUAGCAGCCAUUUCUGUGGUGGUCUGGUUGUAUCCUCUUCAGAGCGCCGUUGGGUCGGUCCACGUAAAUCACUUGAUAGGCGAGCUGCGCCAGCCAAUAUCCUCUUGACCCUGUACGCUCUAGAUGAUGAGCCUCCUUCGCCUGGUGAGACCAGCACGGAGAGUGAGGUGCCAGUUACCACGCAAGAUGGAAUCACAGCCAUUCCAACAAAUGCGAUUUCCUCUGGGCCGGCGGCCGCUGUCACGGAAAUUAUGACUGAGUCUGUUACCCUUCAGCCGGUCGAGACAGUUAUCGACUCUGUUACACAGCCAGGAGAGACACUGGUCGAGACUACGGUUACUACAGUCACUUACACUAUCGUCGACCCACACAACCCUUCAACCAUGACUGUUACCGAGUACUGUGCUACUUUGUCUUACGAGCCUUGCAGUCGUUGCGCUCACCCCCCCGUUCCCACUGUCGAGAUGACCACUUACGUUAUGCCUUGUAAGGCCUGCGGUUAUCAUGGCGAGAACGAAGUCACAAUCACUGCACCUUGUGCUGCCGCCACAGAGUCAACCAAAAAUCAUGCUCAUGACUCUCAAGGCUUGGUUAAUGCUUUUGCGCCCACCCGAGGUGCAUAUCAUAGUGUACCGGGGCCUGUCAGAACAGUCACCACAGCACUCAGAGAUGCCAAACCUACCGCUGGUCAUAUUGAGAGUACCAGGCCCAGCCAGCAUCAACCCAGCGACGGGAAGAAUACAGUUCCUAGCGCUGGGCACGCACAGCCCCAUGCGGUGCCUUCUCAGUCUUCUUCUAGGACCAGUGAUAAGGUUACUACAGUGUCGGGAGUUGUAGUUGCGGGAGCUGGGCGCUACGAAACGGGUAUCUUGAGCUCCUUCGUGAUGAUAUUCAUUGCCCUGGGUGUUAUCUUGUAG